Molecule: messenger RNA, 2809 nt
Organism: Nematostella vectensis (starlet sea anemone)
Lineage: Eukaryota; Metazoa; Cnidaria; Anthozoa; Actiniaria; Edwardsiidae
Exons: 1
Coding region: 74-1393 (439 amino acids)
Source: RefSeq, a predicted model, not a curated record
GCGGAAGCGUUUAUCCAUAAUUGCGCAAUGGGACCUCGAAUACGGCCUCGAAUACGACGUAUAUCCGAGUAGAAUGAUUACCUCGAGAGACCAAAAUCAAACUCAGUGUUGCUACGGGAGCCCUGUGGCCGGUUUACAUUCUUAUCGAACUGCACCAUGGGAGCCCAUGGAACGCCUUCUCGAAACUGACCUUUCAAGGAUCAAAAGUUUGUUAGAAUCCACUAUUUUUGCCCAAAUUUUUAUCCGCAGCAACAGCUUCCAAAAAGCGUUAGGACGCUUUUCUUUGAAGUGUUGUCCUGUGUCUCAGUCUUUCGCGGACGUCACUCUUUUCUUCAAAUGUUUUUUGAUGGCUUCCAAGCAACGAAAGCUUGUUCUUCACAUUGAUGUGAACAACACAAUGUUUGUUGGGGACUCCAAAACCAAGUUAACUGCAUUAGAGGGAGUUCUCAAUGAAUACAUGACUGAGAUCGUAUGGGGAAGGAAAAACGAAGAAGAUGAAUGGGUCCCUGUGGAAAACCCCAUAUCCAGCAAGCCUGCAAGUGAAAAUGUUAUCUCGUAUUACAAAUACGCCGAAGAAAAAUACCAAAACGCUGGAAAGCCGCGAUCCGAAUUCAAAGAACAUGCAAGGCAAUUUACAUUUGAAGAAAUCGGCAAGAGAUUUCGACCGUACGUGGAAAAGGUAAAGGAAAGACUCGAGUGUGAUGCGCCUGUAGUUGAUGGAAUCAUUGAUCCACUAAUCCUCAAAGAGCCACAUGGCAUUUAUUAUCGCAUAGUACCAUCCUUUUUUAAGCUUAUCACCAAUCUCAUAGAGAAAGGCCAAGAGUUCAGCAUCAUUCUCCGCACAUUCGGAGGGGAUGGAGAAACUGCAUUGCAAGCAGUGAAGCUGUUCAUUGACGGCUUGCAUCCUGUCUUCGGCUUUCCAGAAGGAAAAUCUCUAGAUGUUUCAUUUACACCUUACCAAAUUACUGGAUGUGAGGAAGGACUCUCUGUCAGAACAUCUGACAACAAAAAGUUAAAUUGUCCAGAAAAGGUAUAUGUUCUGUUCAGUGAGAAAGCAGGAGUCCAUCUAUUCCUGGAUGACUAUGAAUGGUGGAAGAAACAAGGGUAUGUUAGUUCAGCAGGCAAGCCUCUAUUAGUUGACCCUACUGACUCAAGCAUCCAUCACAUUAUGUUUGAUGACAACAUCAGAGCAUGGGACCCUUCAGAUAACAUUGUCAACUUGAUGGUACGAAAAGAAGGAAAAUUCCAAGAAUGUGAUCCCAAAGAAUUAGACGAUGUCUGCCUUGUUAGAACACAACUUUUUGAGAGUGUGCUUGAUGAGGAUUACUUCAUCGAGAAAGUAGAGAUGUGCCAACAUAAUUAUCAGAAUUAUCUCCAAAAUGCCAAUAAGUAGCCAAGUAGUAGAAUCGUUGAUAGAUCAUUUUUAAUCUUUAAGUCAUCUUGUGGAUGUUGAGGCCAAGGACUGAGGGACAACAUUGUUUAAUCAUCUUAUCCUUAUUGCAAUUAUAUAUCCAUUGGUAGCAUUGCAUCUGAAAAAAAAUAUGGUAUGGGCAAACCUUAUAACACUUAAUUUUCGUGAUAUCAAAAUUUCAUGAUUUUCAGAUGGCGAUAUUUCAUGACACUAGUGUACUCACUUUAUUCCUUGCAUCCCAAUUUUUGAGUCACUUUGCGAAAUUUAAGUGACAUGAAAAUAAAGUGCAAAAAGGUAAUUAAAAUUAAAUUGGUAAGCGCUUUUUUAGAAGACUUUGGUAGGAGGGGAGCAGGUGGCAUGCUAACCUGUGGAAGUAAAUCAUAGGUAGAACAUCACAGCAAACUUAAGCCCUGUGCAAACUGCGCCAGCACCUGCCAGCAUUGCAGUCAAAUUUUUGCUCGACUGACCACAAGACAAAAAAAUGUCAGAAAGUCCAUUUCCUAUUUUGAUAUUUCCUUUGUCCUAUAGUCAGUCAAGCGAAAAUUCGCCAGCAAUUCUGGCAGGUGCUUGGGCAGUUUGCACAGGGCUUUAGUAUGGUAGGAUUGUAUUAGACUGGUCUAGGAACUUGUUUUUUUGUUCGUUGCUGUUCAGUUCCUAUUUAUGGGUUGUAUCUUUUCAUUUCUCAAAUUUAAAUUAGAUUAUUGGAAAAAGAAUUAGGAAUUUUAUGCUUUCAAUGACUACAGUUACUAUCAUCGAUUGUAAUUUGUUAGCGAUUUUUGGCUAGAGAAGGGUUUUUCCUUAUUUGGAAUGUACAUCCAAGGACAAUUGACUCAAACCGUCCCUCUGUGGGAGUCGUUGAACUGUCUUGAAUCAAAACAAAGAUGGCGUAUAAAUGGCAUUUUUUGCUGUCAUCAGAUGUACUGGUUGCACUCUUGUUUGUCUCUUGCUAAGAGAGGACAUGUUUCAACUAAGUGCCGGAAAAGGAAGUAGUAAAUGCACAUGAAAUUUAACGGGAAAGUUAUCGAUGUUUGCCUUGUGAUUCCCAGGUCUGAGAACAUCCAAUUCAGAUACAAAAUGGACACGGUUAAUAAUUAUAUAAGAGUGGUUUCUGUAUUAAACACAAGGGCUUAUACAAUGCGAGCCAAUCAGUUUUGCUAAAGGAUGGUGUGCAUUUUAACAAAAGGGGACAGUAUGCUCUUUAUAGGAGCUAUAGGGGAACACUCCUUAAAGCAAUUAAUUUGCUAUAGCUUGCAAAUUAUGGAGAGGACGAAACAAUAGUGAACUUUUCGAGUACAAAAUGUUUAUUCCACUUACCAAAUAAUUUUAGCAGAUGUCAAUUUGACUGCUAAACAUUUAAGACACCACAAAUAUGUUGAUUUAUUAAAUACACUAGCUUCA